AUGAUAUUGCUUUCGCGGAUGGCAGUACUCCUUUCACACACACAAACACAAAUGCAAGAGAAGACAGACAGACUCUCACAAACUGCAAUAAAACUCGGCCUCACUCCCAAUACAGCAAAGACACAGGUGAUCAAGAUCCACGCCAAAACCAUCAACCCUAUCCUGAUGAACAACACUGCCCUAGAGGAAGUAGAAGCUUUUACUUACCUUGGCAGCAUUGUGGACACCACUGGAGGGACAGAUGCUGACAUAAAGAACAGAAUUAACAAGGCUAGAGUUGUAUUUAACAUGCUCAGGAAGAUAUGGAGCUCAAAGAACAUCUCCAUAAACACCAAAAUGCGCAUCUUCAACUCCAGUGUGAAGCAGGUGAUGUUGUAUGGAUCGGAGACCUGGAGGACAACAAAACACACAACACACAGGCUGCAAUCAUUCACCAACACCUGCCUCAGGAGAAUCUUACACAUCUGGUGGAGAGCCAAAGUAAGUAAUGUGGACCUGUGGAAAAGAACAAGCCAGGAGCCCAUUGACUUACAAAUACGAAAGCGCAAGUGGAGCUGGAUAGGCCACACCCUCAGAAAACCUGCAACAAACAUCACCUGA
Xyrichtys novacula (pearly razorfish) is the source of this 600-nucleotide messenger RNA. NCBI's taxonomy places the organism in Eukaryota, Metazoa, Chordata, Actinopteri, Labriformes, Labridae. The record is from the annotation of a GenBank genome assembly.